Cimex lectularius (bed bug) is the source of this 424-nucleotide messenger RNA. RefSeq lists its product as uncharacterized. NCBI's taxonomy places the organism in Eukaryota, Metazoa, Arthropoda, Insecta, Hemiptera, Cimicidae. The transcript has 4 exons. The record is from RefSeq and is a predicted model, not a curated record. The coding region runs from base 17 to 415 and encodes 132 amino acids.
UCCAACAGCUACCGCAAUGGCCGCUAAGCCGGAUUCGGUUUUCGAUGGCAAACUCAAGGAGACGAUUGAGACUGAGGCGAAAGCCAAGAAACGCUGGAAACGGAAAUGGGCCGCCAUGUCGACGAGGGAAUUUUACGAGGAGAUAAUCCGCCAGGAAACGGUCCGCUUCGGUUUAGACCCGGAGUUUUACUUUGAAUGGGUCAGAAAGAACCAAGAUUUGAAGAAGAUAACCAGCUCUGUUCACAUCAAGCCAUCGCCGCCAGUUCCAGCUCAAAGCUCACAAAUGAUAGGUUGGAGGAGUAUGCCAGAACACACCCUCGAGAUAGCUGGGCCGUUUUUCGUCUCCAGGAAGGACACGAUGACACUACAAGGAAGAGAGCCAAAAGAGGAACACGAUUUCAUAAUGUUGGGUUAAAUUCGCAGU